AUGAAUCUUUACCUAAAUGUGCUCCACGAAAUAGAGGCGAUCCUUCAAAGGUGCAACGGAGACGUGUAUCAAAAGGUUCGGAAAAUAAUCGAGUACAUUCGGGAGAACUACCGGGAAGAGCAAGAGGAGGUGGUCGCGCCGAAGAGGGGCAGUGGCGCCAAGAAGAAGAGAGCCCAUUCGAGGCGGCGCGAUGAGAAAGACACGGGCGCGGCGAAGCAGACAACGAAGCAGUCAACGAAGCAGACCACAAAAUUGACCACAAAACUGACGAAGCAGACGGCCAAAGUGACAACAAAAAUGACAACAAAACUGACGGCGCAGGGCGAAAACGCGAACAGCAUCAAGAAUUACUUCAAAGUGGUGAAGAGGGAAGCCCCCCCCCCAAACCCGCAUAACGCAGACACGCGCGCGGAGGAUGCCAAAACGGAGGGAUCAUCCCAAAUGGAAAAAAAAAAAAAAAACAGCAUUCCACUGAUUAACACGUUUUUUUUCUACGGAUAUUAUAACAUUAUAAUAAUUAUAUACUACAUUAUACAGAAGGUAAACCUCCAUAAUGAGGAGGACCUUUUUUCGAGUGACAGCCACCAUGGGGGAAGCCCCAACGGAGGUGCCAAAGAUUUCAUAAUACACAGUAACAAACUCGUUACGCACAUCAUGUGUCCGCAACUGAAGGACAACGACUUGAAGGGAUUAAACCAACUGGUGAAGGAGAUAGCCACGCAGAAGUUUAGCACCCUCCACAUAUUCAUUGUGGAGUCCUUCGAUUCCUUAAAUGAUCAGUUUAGGAAAAUGUUUAUAAGCAAAAUGAACCAAAUGAACCAAAUGAACCAGACGAACCAGACGAAUCAGACGAACCAGACGAACCAAGUGGGCAAAAGUAAAAACCUCCUUUUCAUUCACAGCACGGUCCGUUUGAAUGACAUUUGUUUGGCCAACUGCCUGUAUGUCAGAAUCCCCAAGCCAGAAAAACUUUCCUUCCUUUCUCAUUUUUUGCACUUAUCUGAAGUUACCUACAAAAUGGGUAUCCACAAUAACGAGAGAAGGGACUACCUGGAAAACAUCCUGAGCAGUUGCAACUACGACGUUUCGCUCAUCCUCACCCUGCUGUACUUCAUCAAGCUGAAUAACUUCCCAGAAAUAAGCAAAAUUAUAAAACUGAUUGUCAAUACGAAUGUAAAAAGGCUAGUUUGCAUCAUUCACAAAUGCAUCAUUUCGAAAGGUUCCCUUUUUUUGAUUAGAAAUAUUUUGUACUCCAUUUUAUAUACGUACAAUUUUGACAUGCACAAUUUUUUGACACUUUUUUGCAAGCAGUUGACUUCUUUCCACAAGGACGAUGAUAAUUAUAAGAAGGAGAUCUUCUCCCUGUUUUCAGAAUAUAGUUACUACACUUCUUUGCAUAACAAUCACGUUUGCUCCUUGGAGAGCCUCGCCUCCAAGGUGAUUCUCCUUGAGCAGAAGUACGUCGCCACGUUCAACCCCAGCUCCCCCAUUUCGGAGGACAAGGACGAACUCAGCACCAGCUAUCAGUCCGAGCUCGCAUGA
Messenger RNA from Plasmodium vivax (malaria parasite P. vivax), 1542 nucleotides. RefSeq lists its product as hypothetical. The coding region runs from base 1 to 1542 and encodes 513 amino acids. The record is from RefSeq and is a predicted model, not a curated record. Lineage: Eukaryota; Apicomplexa; Aconoidasida; Haemosporida; Plasmodiidae. The transcript has a single exon.